AUGAAAAAUGGCUAUCUUGAAUUAAGAGAAGAAAUUGAUUCCUAUAUAGAUUUGCCAUUAGAUUUCAACAGCACAAAAAAAUUUUUCUCGCUAUUGCUACAUUUUGGCUAUUUAACACCAUAUAACAUAACUAAAAAGGAAAAGGAAAACAUUGUGAGCGCUUGAAUAUAUGUAGUCCCUAAUAGAGAAAUAAAAAAGAGUUUUUACAACUCACUGCUUUUAAAGUGAAUUAACAGAAAAAUAGGCUUACUCCCCCCCCCCCUCCGUGAGCGAACAAAACCAUUAGAAAAAUCGCCAUUUUUUGACCAAAAACCCACCCUCCGUGAGUGAACAAAAAUUUUUUUAAUAGAAAAAAAAUUUAAUGGAAAAAAAUUUUGAUAUAUAAGUGAUAAUUAGUAUAAUGAAAUCUAGAGCUAAUUCUGUUUAAUUUUAAACAAAUUGCGUUUUAAAAACAUAAAUUUUGCAAAUUAAAUUAAUAUUUGCUUCCCAAUUUUUGCAAAUUAGGAUUUUUUUAAAUUUCGAAAAAAAAUAUUUUUUAUAAAAUUUAUAUAUAAAUUUUUUUUAAAAAAAAAAAUUAACCCCCCUCCGUGAGCGAACAAAAUUUUUUUGUUCGCUCACGGAGGGGGGGGGGGGGAGUUAGGAAAAGUUGAUAUUGGUAAGAUAGUUGAGAAAUUUAACAUCACCUUAGAUGAUAAAACCGAAUUCAAGAAUCUAAUGCAAUCAAUGGUCCUUGAUCAGAUGACAGAUAACACUAGUAAAACAGAGGCAGACUUUCAAAUCUUACUAGGAGGAAUGGCGAUGCUGGCCUCAAUUAUGACAGAAGAUUCAAAUUAUACAUUACAUUCCGAAGCACCAAAUAGAUUUAGAAAGAAGGCUGAUGGGAUUUUCAUCCCUACUAAAUAUAAAAAAGCUUGUUUUAUCAUUCAUGAGUACAAGAAACUUGAUACUGCUGAUGAUAUUGAUGUUAGAGAAAAAGCGGAGGAUGCCCUUUGGCAGAUCUACGCAAAGCAAUAUAUGAAAAUUGCAUUAGAUUUGCGUAAUAGUGAUCCGCAUUAUAAUUAUGUUGACAAGAUGAUAGUCCGUGGUAUAGUUUUCUACAAAGCUCAAUUUGGUGAUAAAUGAAAUAUGGUGAUCAAAGAGCACUCUUUCGACUUCAAUCUUGCUUCCAUUAUAAAUACAAAAUUUAGUUCAGUCAGCGGGGGAAUAUUGGCUGCAUCAGCCAAAUUGUGUGGAGAAAGUGGGUCUCAAAAUGAAAAAAUUGAAGAAAGAAGAUCUCUCGGUGCAGAAAGAAUUGGCGAUCUGAUCAAAAAUAUUGGUGGCGAUAAUUAUAGUUAUAUUGAAGGAGAAGAAGGCUUAGUGAUAAAACGCAAACUUGGUGCUCUUAUAACUCAACCAAGCAAAAAGCCAAAAUUCCAGGAUAAUUAA
Blepharisma stoltei is the source of this 1425-nucleotide messenger RNA. Lineage: Eukaryota; Ciliophora; Heterotrichea; Heterotrichida; Blepharismidae. The record is from the annotation of a GenBank genome assembly.